GCGAGAGGAGAUUCUAUGUAUAAAAAGUAUCCCGAGCCUGGGCUGUGAGUAACUCCAGCAUUCUACUGGGGGCAGAGCAGACAGAGCCUCUUCCAGGAACUGAGUGUGAGUCCAGCUCUGCCAGGAACUCACUGAGUGCAUCCUCUGCUCUCAUACCUGGAUGGGUCCAUUCCCUGCUAGCUCACAUCUUCUCUGAGAUCUCUACAUGCUCACCCCUGGCAGCACUCACAGCAGGAGAAAGGAGAAAGCCCAGAGUCUCUAAUUCCAGCCCGGAUUAUCCUGAGUACCCCCAGCCAGCACCAUGGGAAGUAAAGGACACUACAAAUAUCACUGGCAAAGCCACAAUGUAAAACACAGUGGAGUGGAUGAUAUGGUCCUGUUGUCUAAAAUCACAGAAGAUUCCAUUGUGGAAAACUUGAAAAAACGCUAUAUGGACGAUUUCAUCUUUACAUACAUUGGACCAGUGUUAAUCUCUGUGAAUCCUUUCAAGCAGAUGCCUUAUUUUGGAGAGAAGGAAAUAGAGAUGUAUCAAGGAGCAGCACAAUACGAAAACCCACCGCACAUCUAUGCAUUGGCAGAUAAUAUGUACAGAAAUAUGAUUAUUGAUCGAGAAAAUCAGUGUGUCAUCAUAAGCGGAGAAAGUGGAGCUGGUAAGACUGUGGCUGCCAAAUACAUCAUGGGAUAUGUCUCUAAGGUCUCGGGAGGAGGCCCCAAAGUUCAGCAUGUAAAGGAUAUCAUUCUGCAGUCAAACCCUUUACUAGAGGCCUUUGGUAAUGCAAAGACUGUACGAAAUAACAACUCCAGCCGAUUUGGAAAAUACUUUGAAAUUCAGUUUAGCCCAGGAGGUGAACCAGAUGGAGGAAAAAUUUCCAACUUUUUGUUGGAAAAAUCUCGGGUCGUGAUGAGGAACCCAGGGGAGCGAAGUUUCCAUAUAUUUUACCAGAUGAUUGAAGGCUCUUCCAAAGAACAGAGAAAUGCUCUUGGAAUCACGAGCAUAGAUUACUAUUACUACCUUAGCCAAUCAGGUUCUUACAAAGUAGAUGAUAUCAAUGACAAGAGAGACUUUCAAGAAACCAUGCAUGCCAUGAAUGUGAUUGGCAUCUUUGCUGAAGAGCAGGCGAUGGUUCUUCAGAUCGUAGCUGGAGUUCUGCAUUUAGGAAACAUCAGUUUCAAAGAGAAAGGAAACUACGCGGCCGUAGAAAGUGAAGAAUUCUUGGCCUUUCCUUCCUUUCUGUUGGGAAUAAAUGAAACCCGCCUUAAGGAUAAGCUGACCAGCAGGCAGAUGGACAGCAAGUGGGGCGGCAAAUCCGAAUCGAUUAAUGUGACGCUGAAUGUGGAGCAAGCGUGCUAUACUAGAGACGCUCUCUCCAAAGCCCUCCAUUCCCGUGUCUUUGAUUAUUUAGUAGACUCUAUUAACAAAGCCAUGGAAAAGGACCACGAAGAAUACAAUAUCGGAGUCUUGGAUAUUUAUGGUUUUGAAAUAUUUCAAAAAAAUGGUUUUGAACAGUUCUGCAUCAAUUUUGUGAAUGAAAAACUGCAACAAAUAUUUAUAGAACUGACCCUAAAAGCAGAGCAGGAAGAAUAUGUUCAGGAAGGAAUCAGAUGGACUCCUAUUGAAUACUUCAACAAUAAGAUUGUAUGCGACCUGAUAGAAAACAAAGUGAAUCCUCCAGGUGUGAUGAGUAUCUUGGAUGACGUAUGUGCUACUAUGCAUGCCGUUGGAGAAGGGGCAGAUCAAACACUCCUUCAAAAGCUGCAGAUGGCUGUUGGGAACCAUGAACACUUUAACAGCUGGAAUCAGGGUUUUAUAAUUCACCAUUAUGCUGGGAAGGUAUCUUAUGAUGUAGAUGGCUUCUGUGAGCGGAAUCGGGAUGUACUUUUUACAGACCUCAUUGAGUUAAUGCAGAGUAGCCAACUGCCUUUCAUCAAAGCUUUAUUUUCUGAAAAUCUUCAAGCAGAGAAAAAAGGACGCCCUACCACAGCAAGCACCAAGAUAAAGAAACAAGCCAAUGACCUUGUCAACACUUUGAUGAAAUGUACACCUCACUACAUUCGAUGUAUCAAACCAAAUGAAACCAAGAAAUCCCGGGACUGGGAGGAGAGCAGGGUCAAACAUCAAGUGGAAUAUUUGGGGCUAAAGGAAAACAUCCGUGUGCGCCGUGCAGGAUAUGCUUAUAGAAGGGUAUUCAAGAAAUUCCUGGAGAGGUAUGCUAUUCUCACCAAAGAGACGUGGCCUUCUUGGAGAGGAGAAGAUAAGAAGGGUGUCCUCCAUUUACUGCAUUCGGUGAACAUGGAGUCUGAUCAGUAUCAGCUUGGAAAAACAAAAGUAUUCAUCAAAGCUCCUGAAUCGCUAUUUCUUUUGGAGGAGAUGCGUGAAAGAAAGUAUGAUGGAUACGCACGUAGCAUUCAGAAAGCUUGGAGAAAGUAUGUGGCCAGGAAGAAAUAUGUGCAGAUGCGAGAACAAGCAUCUGAUCUCUUCCUCAACAAGAAAGAAAGAAGACGGAACAGCAUCAACCGUAACUUCAUUGGUGACUACAUCGGUAUGGAAGAACGUCCGGAAAUUCGCCAAUUUGUAGGAAAACGAGAGAAGAUAGAUUUUGCAGACACAGUUACAAAAUAUGAUCGAAGAUCUAAGGGCGUGAAAAGGGAUCUAAUUUUAACCCCCAAAUCUGUCUACUUGAUUGGACGUGAAAAAAUGAAGCAGGGCCCAGAAAAGGGGAUGUUAAGAGAGGUUUUGAAAAGAAAAAUUGAUGUUGAACGGAUUCUUUCAGUUUCGCUAAGCACAAUGCAAGAUGAUUUUUUCAUUCUUCAUGAGCAAGAAUAUGAUAGCCUAUUAGAAUCACUUUUCAAAACCGAAUUGAUAAGCCUUCUAUCCAAGCACUAUGAAGAGAAAACGCAACGGAAGCUACCUCUCAAAUUUAACAACACACUUGACAUGAAGUUAAAAAAGGAAAACUGGGGACCGUGGAGUGGUGGCAGUGGCUCUCGCCAAGUGCAAUUUGUUCAAGGCUCUGGAGAUUUAGCCAUUCUGAAACACAGCAACAAGGUGCUACAAGUCAGCAUUGGACCCGGUCUGCCAAAAAAUUCCCGGCCAACUAGAAGAAACUUUACUGAAGGACGAAGUAACACAAAUAGGACACAGUCUUACCCCAGCAGGGCUGCCCCUCCCCCGCCAGGUUCUCACCAGAAUGGUGUAAUACAGAGCUCCCAAUAUGGCCACCAACAGCCUAAAAAUGCAAGGCCCUUCAACAACUCAAGAACACCUAUGGGACACCCAUCUCUACCAAGGCAGGUCGUUGGAGGAUCACCCAGUAAUCCUCAGCAGCCACAAAGUUUGGAAUUCCUACGAGUGCCUGACCAAGGAGUUGCAGGGGCACGUCGGCAAACCACAAGCCGGCCUCCUCCAGGAGGAGGAAGACCUAAACCUCAGCCAAAGCCCAAACCCCAAGUUCCCCAGUGUAAAGCCUUGUAUGCAUAUGAUGCCCAGGACACUGAUGAGCUAAGCUUUAAUGCCAGCGACAUCAUAGAAAUCAUCAAAGAAGAUAUGUCCGGAUGGUGGACGGGCCGAUUAAGGGGCAAACAAGGACUCUUCCCUAACAACUACGUCACCAAGAUUUAGGAUGUAUCGAUUAAUGUCAUCAUUGACACUAAGAUCAGACUGUACACCAUUGUACUGUAACCUCAUGGAGGAAGUGCCUCAUUCUUAAACAUCUUUACUUGAGAUGCCCAUACCAAAUAUCUGCUCUGUGUACUGUCAAGGAAGAAGUUCUCCAGCCCAAUGCUACAGGAAUAUGAAAAGACAUAGACGCACUGGACUAAAAGAUAUUUAUUGUAUUUAAUCCCGUUUUUAACUUUCAUGGCCAGUGACCUACCACCCAUUGCAGAGCAAUGCUUGGCAAGCUCCAUUGCCUUUGAAAGCUUUAGGAUGAAUGAAGUUGUGCUGGAUUUCCUUUGACACAGAACAAUCUUUUUCUUUUUUUUCUCUCUUUGAGUGUCAUGGAUCGGAAGUGCCUUUUGUUUACUAAUGUGUCUGUUAAGUUAUAUGAAUAUCAAAUUUUAUGCACAAUUUUUCUCUCCAUUUGCAUAGGGACGAAGGAAACUUUCAUAUGCUGCUAAAACAUUGCAAGAAGUUUAUUUUAAUUUUUUUAGGGUUAAUUUUUUUUUACCCUCCAGUUUAUUUUAGAUUUUUUUUUUCUUCCGACUGGCAAAAUUGCAGCAUUUUUUUUUUUUUCCUUGAAAGAAUGUGAUGUUGGAUUGAAUGGAGGCAGGAGGAAUGAAAGCGAUAUUUACUAGUGAUUGACAGGCUCCACCCAUGGCGCAUAAUAGAAUGUUCGUAUUAUUCACAGCUGAUUAGUCUUCUAUUGGAAUAUGGCUGGCCCAUGUUGAUGUUUGUAGAAUGCAGUCACCUGUUACAGGGAGCAUCUCAUUCUUUUAAGCUGUAUAUUUUUAAAGCAUAUCAUAUAUCCUGUACAUAUCUAAAAUAAAAUGUUAUCGUCGUGUAUGAAUGUACAAUGUAGUACUCCACUGUACUUAUGGCAUAUUUAAGAUUAAUAUACCAGGUACUUACAAAAUAUGCACUUAAGACAAGGAUUUUUAAUGCUUUUUGUCUCUCUGCUCUUGCUUACGAUGAAAUGCCGUCUGGUAUUCAAAUUUUCCAAAAAUACAGAUUUUACAAAAGACAGCUCAGUCUUUGCAGAUAUUAUUUCUGCUUCAUAUAAUAGGCUAUUUAAUAAAGAUAUUUUGUGUUUACCCACA
Messenger RNA from Pelobates fuscus (common spadefoot toad), 4755 nucleotides. RefSeq names its product myosin IE (gene MYO1E). Bases 302 to 3619 code for a protein of 1105 amino acids. The transcript has 28 exons. Gene Ontology annotation, cellular component: vesicle; myosin complex; actin cytoskeleton. Gene Ontology annotation, molecular function: ATP binding; microfilament motor activity; actin filament binding. NCBI's taxonomy places the organism in Eukaryota, Metazoa, Chordata, Amphibia, Anura, Pelobatidae. Gene Ontology annotation, biological process: vesicle transport along actin filament; actin filament organization. The record is from RefSeq and is a predicted model, not a curated record.